Paramacrobiotus metropolitanus is the source of this 2085-nucleotide messenger RNA. RefSeq lists its product as uncharacterized. The record is from RefSeq and is a predicted model, not a curated record. Lineage: Eukaryota; Metazoa; Tardigrada; Eutardigrada; Parachela; Macrobiotidae. The transcript has a single exon. Bases 206 to 1357 code for a protein of 383 amino acids.
CUACUCUCAAAGACUACAUUCUUGCUUGGACAGCUCAUUCUUGCUUGGACAGCUUGCAGACUGCCCAAUAAAUUUAGAACUUUUCUCUCUGCAGCCUUUAGCCUACAUUCAGCCCAUUCCACAGUAUACAUAGUCGAACAUCUUGACUAAGUAUAUGACAUGUAAAUUACGGUGACCUUUAAAGUUUUGACAACACUUGCAAGGCAUGAUGCCUGAUUCUGAAGACAGUGGAGGUUUUGUUCAAGAGGAUUUGUCUGAUUUGCCGUUUGUUGAUUUGGCAAAGAAACUAUCCAGUAUUCUGCAGGAAGUGUAUGCAAAUUUACCACCCAAGAAUCACAAACUCCGCCCGAUCCUCACUAAGAACAAAGAUGUCCUGAUGCAAAUCCCAUCUUUACUGAAAGAUCACCACAUCCGAUUAUAUGAAAAUGCCCUAAAGACGGAAACCGAACUGAUCCAUGAAAAGGAGCGCACAAGACAACUUACUAGUGCCCGUGUUGAAGAUACCGGCACCCUUACCGAUGACCACCACGACAAGCCGCGAAAAACUUAUGCCGCCAUCACGAAAGAACCUGUGCCGGCAGUCAUCCUCCAGCCGAAGAAGACAGAGCCACUACCUCCUCCCAGAUCCCGCACAACAACAAGUGAGCUCACCAAACUAUCCAAUGCUCUCAACACUGCUCUCCCUGCUGGUGCCGCUGAUCUGAACGUGACCGACAUCCGUCCCAUUGGUGGUAAGCGUGUUCUACUUCGUUUUAAGAAUGCCGACAGUGCCGCAAAUGGUAAGUCAAUCUUGGAAAGCCAUUCAGAAGCUUUGGGUUAUGAUGUGGUCAGUACUAAACCCAAAACGUCAAGGGUUAUUGUUCGCCGAGUCCCAAAAACACUGUCUAAUGACGAUUUCUUGAAAGAAUUACGCGUUAAAGUAAACAUCCCACCCAAUUCAGUGCUUAAAAUUGUCACCCGGUUGACCAGUCAAAGAGAGGAAGUAUCCACGUGUGCAAUUGUUUUCGAGGUCAGCCAGGAUGUUCGCAAUAUCCUGACUGACCAACGGUUCUUAAUGAUUCAGUGGUCCCGAUGUCCUAUAGAGGACCAUGUUUACGUACCACAAUGUACUAGAUGUUGUGCCUACGGUCACACUUCGACAAAGUGUGAAAAAUCCCCUCGCUGUGCGUUUUGUGCUAAAUCCCAUCACACUAACGACUGCACGGAGAAUGCUGAUUUUCGAUUCAUUUGCGCAAAUUGUAGUGAUAGCGGUGUUUAUUCUCCGACAAACUACCAUACGGCGUAUGACCACUUUUAUUGCUCUGUCUUCAAAAAUUCGCGAUACUUUUACAACCGAAAUUUCCCAAAAAACCGGUAAACGCUAACGAAAUUUUAAUUAACAACCAGGCUGUGCCAAAUAAUUGUUCGACAAUGCUUAACGAUGAAAAUUUGUCCAGUAACGAUAUUGGCUACCCGACCGUAAAUAGUCGACAACCGAAACAUCCUGUUCUUCUUGAGAACAUCCGCAUACGAUGUUGUAAUGUCAGAAGCGUCAAGAACAAACGUGAAGAAGUGAAAUUGUUUUGCUCGGACAGUGAUGUGACCGUUCUUACUGAAACAUAUGAUAGACCAUUUAUGACAGGUUCUGAUUUUGCUGACCUGGAUAACUACAAUGUCUUUCGAAAUGGUAGAGCUGAUGGUCGUGGUGGUGUUGCUGUUGUUAUCAGAAAAUCUCUUUGUGCUUUUCCCAUGCCAGAGCUUAAUACUCCUUCCCUUGAAAUUUUGUGCGUUGAGUCUCGUGCUAUUGAUCGUAUUUUUAUUGCUUUCUAUGCGCCCCCUGAUAAAAGUAUUCAUCUUGUGCCUGCCCUGAUUAAACACCUGCGUUCUAAUUUCUCUCUUGGUCUAUUAGCAAAAUGCAUAAUCAUGGGUGAUUUCAAUCGGCCUGACAUAAAUUGGUCUAAUAAAACCGCAAGAAAACCAGCCAGUCGUGAGCUGCUGUCCGCUAUCAAAGAAUUCGAGAUGAUACAGCUAGUCAACUUUCCAACCAGGAAGAACAAUUGUCUUGACUUGUGUCUCAUCAGUGCCAACUCGCUUUUUCACCAGCAG